Tachysurus fulvidraco (yellow catfish) is the source of this 2276-nucleotide messenger RNA. RefSeq names its product EF-hand calcium binding domain 1 (gene efcab1). The record is from RefSeq and is a predicted model, not a curated record. Gene Ontology annotation, molecular function: calcium ion binding. Lineage: Eukaryota; Metazoa; Chordata; Actinopteri; Siluriformes; Bagridae. Bases 215 to 862 code for a protein of 215 amino acids. The transcript has 6 exons.
UACAUCAGAAUAAAUAACUUGUGAUUCAGUGUAUAUUCACAAACAGUAUAUACCCUGUGUUUCCAGAUUAUUAGGGUAAAUACACCGAGGAGCAGGUCUGUUGGGGACAAAUAAAGUAGUUAGAAGUGUUUAUCGCCCCCUAGUGGGCGAAUUGAUGUGUCCAUGGUAACCCAGUGUCAACAUUUCGAGUUGGUGAACGUGUGUGUUAGCCGAGAUGUCCGAGAUGUCCGCGCUGAGUAGGAAGUUAAUUCAAAACUUGGCUGAAACUCUAUCUAAACAAGUUAAACACUUUAAUAAAACUGAAGCAGAGUGCCUGAUCCGGCUGUUUAACACACUGCUGGGAGAACAGACAACAGAGAGGAAAGUGCCUCAUGGACUGGACCGGGGAACAUUCCGCAACAUCCUGCACAACACCUUCGGACUGACUGAUGAUAUGAUUAUGGACCGAGUUUUCCGUGCCUUUGACAAGGACAAUGAUAGCUACAUCACUGUUAAAGAGUGGAUAGAAGGACUAGCGGUCUUCCUCCGAGGGACACUAAAUGAGAAAAUAAAAUUCUGUUUUGACGUAUACGACUUGAAUGGGGACGGCUACAUAUCCCGAGAGGAAAUGUUCCAUAUGCUGAAGAAUAGCCUGAUCAGACAGCUGACUGAGGAAGACCCCGAUGAAGGAAUAAAGGACCUCGUGGAAAUAAUACUAAAGAAAAUGGAUUAUGACCACGACAGCAGACUUUCCUAUUCAGACUUUGAAAAGGCUGUGAGGGAUGAAAAUCUGUUAUUAGAGGCUUUUGGAUCUUGUCUUCCUGACACAAAGUGUAUACAGGCUUUCGAGCAGCACGCAUUCCAGGAAACAACGAGGACCUGAAUUGCUUAAAUAACAACGUCACAACAAGGUUGUGCAGCUCCUGUAACACGUGUUACUCUGUAGGAAUUGUUUGAAUGCGGUUAAAUUCUUCUUCGUGGCUUUGAGGUGGUACUGGUGGUUUUUGUUUCUGUGGGAACUGUAGAAACCUAAAAAGAAAAAAAUAUAUUUUCAAAGAUGUGAAAUAAAUAGCACACCUUCCUUCUGUCACAUCCCUGAAUGUGCUAAAAAUGACACAAUAUGACUCUUACAUACAAAUAAUACUAAAAUUCUGCGUGUACUACAUACAUCGCAUGCUAGUAUCAUAUCUGUUUUUUUAUUAUAAGUGAUUGUUAUACGUGUAGCCAUGCAAGUUAAGCAUAUUUUAUUUUAAAAGUCUUGUAUAUAUUUUUAAAGGAGUAUUAUCUUGGUUACAGCAACACAGUAAUAAAAUGGUUGGGACAUUUCUAUACACACCUAUAUUAAAAAUAUAUAUCCAAUUAAAAUCUUUGGGAACGUAUCAUUUCAAAAACUGGUUAUUAUAUAGAAUUAUAAAAUAUGUCAAGACAAUACACACAGAUCAUGAAAGCACAUGAUCUGUGUGAAUCUGUCAUGCUUAUCACAUGACUGAUUCAGUUCAGAUGUGACUAAAAUCACAGAGAUUGUUUGGAUUUACCAUCACUACACUUUCCCAAACGAAAUACAAAGAAAUGCAGUUUAGUCAAUAUUUAGAAAACGUCGGCCAUGAGAAAACGGUCAAUCACACACCCUGCAACUAACUGCAACUUUAUCAACACUAUUUUUCAGCUUACCUUUGUCAUUGUUUGUCUGAUUAAGUUGGCUGUUGUGUUUAAUGAAGCAUCUUUCAUGUCCAUUAUCUCUUGUUCUGGUAGUUUUGGUCCAAACAUGGGAGUAUUUUUGUCUGACAUUCCCAACAAAUCCAUACUAUCCUCCAUUUUCCUCUUUCUGUUUUCCAAAUGUGUUGUCCUUGGUAUAAACCUUGGUACAAUGGAUGGAGGAUUUUUGGAUUUUUGAGUCCUGUCUCUUUCGUCCUUUUUAGCAGAUGCUGAGUUUGGAAAAUUUGAGGUCUGUUUAGAAAGUUCUGCAUUAGCUGGGAUGAAAUGAUGUAGAGAUCCCAUCUUAUCCUCUGUAGAUUCACUUGUUUGUAGACUGUGUGAUUUAAAUCCCCAUGAAGAUAAACACUGCUGAGGGGCUUCUUCCUGUGAUGGUAAGGGCAACAGUGGAAACCCUGAAUAAGUGUUGGGAUUUGAAGUCUCUGUUUGAGCACUGUCUCCAUCUCCCUGUGCGUUUGCCGGUGCCGGUGCUGACGAGUCCGCAGGUUUUUUGGACCCUGUGUGUUUCUUUUUACAUUCUGUUUCUGUAACAAUAUAUUAUGCAUGAACUAUUGAUAAAUUUAGAAUAAUGCCUAGCAUUUUGC